UCGAGUAGUACAACAACUCGGACAAUCCUCGCAAGAGAAUCUCAAGCUCGUCUCAGCAGCAGCCGACUUCUUCGACUCUGUCAUCAUGUACAAGUGCACCGCUCUUCUCGCCCUGCUCGUCGCCUGCGUCGCCGCGGCGCCUGCCCCUGGCUACCUGGCAUCCGCACCAGCUGUCGCAUACUCGGCGCAUCCUGCACCCGUCGUCCACGCGGCUGCUCCGCUCGCCUACACCGCACACGCGGCUGCUCCGCUCGCCUACACCGCGCACGCGGCUGCUCCGCUCGCCUACACCGCGCACGCAGCCCCGCUCGCCUACUCCGCUCCGCUGGCAUACACCGCGCACAACGCGCACCUCGCCUAUGCCGCACCUGCUGUCAGCUACGUCCACUGAUUGUAAGAUGGACCUGCGGGACGCACUUUCCUUGGGAGCGAAACGACAAGGCCGAUCUUCUCUAUUUUGCCCGAGCGACAACGUCGUCUGGAUAUUUUUUUUACUCGACUCGAGAGGAAAAUAAUAUACGUAUAUAAUUUUUAUUAUACUUAACA
Molecule: messenger RNA, 546 nt
Organism: Cyphomyrmex costatus
Lineage: Eukaryota; Metazoa; Arthropoda; Insecta; Hymenoptera; Formicidae
Product: cuticle protein 16.5-like
Exons: 1
Coding region: 86-391 (101 amino acids)
Source: RefSeq, a predicted model, not a curated record